Messenger RNA from Rotaria sp. Silwood1, 1461 nucleotides. NCBI's taxonomy places the organism in Eukaryota, Metazoa, Rotifera, Eurotatoria, Philodinida, Philodinidae. The record is from the annotation of a GenBank genome assembly.
AUGGUAGUUACACGUCUAAAAAUAAUUACUCUUUUACUAAUAAGUCUACUUAGUAAUAUUAUAAUGGAAUUAAUAUUUAAUUCUAUUUUGAAUAUCUAUCCAAAAAUAACAUUGUUAGAACAUAUUCAAUCAUCAAUAACAUUAACUAAAUUGAUUGGUAUUAUUUUUAUAGGAUUAAUAUGUUUUAUUUUAUUAUUUGGAAUAUUGAUAAUGGUAUCUGAUCAUAGUCUGUUUAAUAUUUAUAUAAUAAUUUUAAAAUUCUUUGAAACAAUUCUACCUUUAAUUGAUAUAAUCAAUUUACUUUUGAUUUAUCAAAAUAAAAUAGAAUGUUUUAAUAAAGAAAAUUUAACUAUUAUUAACAUAGAAAUGAAAAAGACAAUGUAUCCAUCAAUACGUUUUAUUUUAUCUUUAACUUUUGCUUUAAUACGUUUAACUAUUAAUCUUGAUAUUGUACAUCGAACAUGUGAUUAUGAAUGGAAAAGAAAAAUUAUUAUUUUAUUUGAUUUAUUACUUUUUAUUUUGGUUAAUAUUAGUAUUAUUCGAUAUUUAACUAAAAAUAUAUUUCGUAUUGGACAAAAACUAAGUUUAUCUAUAUUAAUUUAUCAAUUAAAUGAUCUUUUUUUAAAUCAAAUCUUGUGGAUCGAUUCAAUUAACUACAAUAAACAUAUUAAACAUCAAUGCAAUUCAAUAUUUUCUAUUUUCUAUUUGUUUAAAAAUAAAAAAGAUUAUCAUUUAAUACUUUCUUUACGAUGAUCAUCAUCACUACCUAUAAAGAAGAACCAACAAACAUGUAUGGUAUGUUAUGAAGAUAAAGAUUUAAAUGAAUUUGAUGGUUUAAUCACAAGAAAUUGUCAACAUUUAAAUCGAUCAUUAUGUAAUUCUUGUCUUUUUCAACAUGUUCAAAAAGUUUUUGAAAUAACAUUUACUGAUGAUAUUUAUUGUCCUGAACUUGAUUGUAAUGUUAAAUUUGAUUAUGAUACAGUAAGAAAAAUUCUCUUAUCAAAUGGUAAUAAUAAACUUGUGGAAAGCUAUGAUCGAUAUGUAUGUUAUCGACAGUUAGAACAAAUGGAUGAAUUUAUUUGGUGUUCUAAUGUUUUAUGUAAUGUUGGACAAUUAAAUGAAGGUGGUACACAAAAUAAUAUAGUUACUUGUUUUAAUUGUCAUCAAAAAACAUGUUUUACACAUAAAAUACAAUGGCAUGAAGGAUUAACUUGUAAAGAAUUUGAUAUGAGUAUGGAUCCAAUUUAUGAAUCUAGUCGAAGAUGGAUUGUUGAAAAUUCUAAAAAAUGUCCUCAUUGUCCAUAUCAAAUAGAAAAAAAUGAUGGAUGUGAUCAUAUGAUUUGUAUUAAAUGUCGUCAUGAAUUUUGUUGGUCAUGUUUAGCAGAUUUUCAACCUAUACGAAAAGAUGGAAAUCAUCGACAUGAUCCUACUUGUAAACACUAUGCUGCCUACGAUGAAUAA